CAUGUCCUGUUCUGAACACUGGCUGCAUCGUCAGUGACAUGGCUGGAGAAACGGCUCCCCCUGGUGGCCAAGACUGCUAUGUCACUGCCGACAUUCAUGAAGGACUGCGAAGCAUUGCUGAACCACUGCAAGUACAUCGUUCUGGAAAUAUUCACUUGCAUGGUGAUGUUUCAGUCGUUUGCAAUGACGAGUAUGAGUUGCAGGUAUUGUGGACAGUGCGAGGCUCCAACCAGACAACUCCAGAAGAAGUGAUGGAUGAGAUGCUUCCUACUGACGCCCCAAUAAAUGAUGUUCAUCUCACUAUACCACCCAAAACACUACCCCUAGGAGUGCAUAUGGUUCAGUUUCAGGUUCUGAUGAAAGUGACAGGAAGAGGCCAUGUUUCUGUGUCAGCUGCACAAACCUGGGUGGACUUUGUCAGAGUGCCUGUUGUGUACAGCCUUGGAAGUUCCCUCAGAACUGUGCAGAUAGAUGGUGAGGUCGUUGUGAGAGCCGACUCGUCAUUUGACCCUGAGGGACUCCUGCCUGCCAGUGGAUUCACCUAUGAUUGGACAUGCAGACUGACCCAUCUGCCUGCUAAUUCAGCGUGUGGUCAAUGUGCUACCGGGACGUAUGUCCAGGACCCCUCGUGGGUGGUGAGUUCGUCCGGCACGCCGUGGAUCUGGGGCGGAGUGACCUAUGAUGCUGGGAAGGUCUUAGAUGGGAACUCUGGCACCUACUGGAACCCCCAAGGCACUGGCCGGUACAGCAACAACCGGAACAUCGUGUUGGAUCUCCGACUUCCUUAUUGUUUGACUCAAGUGGCUCUGAACAACUUUGGUGAUGUGGUACACGACAUCUCAGCCUUCACAUUGCAAAAGUCACAGGUUGGGAGCCCGUACAACUGGGAAGACGUUGUGUCCGUUACAAACGUGCAAGCAGGGACCAACCAGCGUCAGGAGUUUGACAGGUUCCAGGGAGAGGCGCGAUACUGGAGAUUCGUGGUCACUCAGACCCCCUAUGGAUGGCAGCCAUAUUUCAGGGAACUGGACCUCUUUGGAGUCCCAGAUCCAUCACACCUGGAGAAUAGCAACAUACCUCAAGGUCUCAACAUAGCCGAAGGACGAACAGCGUCAACAAAUUAUCCCCUUGCCGGCUAUGGACCUGAAAAGAUCGUUGAUGGAAACACAAAUACAAAUCAUUAUCAUGGCAGCUGCAUGCACAGCCAAGGGGACAAGCCCAAUGUUUGGGUGCAUAUAGAUCUGUGUCAGCCAUUCUCUAUCAACAGUGUCGUCAUACACAACCGAAUGGAUUUUGGCCCUGAAAGGGCUAACCCAUUCAACCUUCAUCUUGGGAAUUCCUCAGACAUCCUUCUGAACCCAACAUUGGGCGGAGACUUAAACUUUGACCUGUCCCAAACACCGAAGACGAUUCUUGUAAAUGGUUUGACAGCGCGAUAUGUCGGAAUCCUCCUCCCUGGACUUACUCGGACUUUACAGCUGUGCGAAGUGCAGGUGUUCGUGAAUAACCGGGACAUAUCACCUCAAGAAUCCUGUUUUUUGCUGGGAUGUCCCCAGAUUGACUCCCACCCAGGGGUGCUAGUGUUCGAGUCUCCACUGGACUCUACCCUUACAGACCUGAUUCCCAGUUUCCCUCGCCCUGCCGGCCUGGUAGCUGAUGUAAGCGUUGAGAUCACGGCUGGAGACCUUCCGCCCGUGACGCUUCACACCGUCAUUCACGUUGCACCAGACAACGCUUUGUCAGGACUGGAUAUACACUGUGAAGAAAAUUGCGAUCCAUGGAAAACACUGUCGACCCAGCCUUUGUCACUGUACACAGAUUCCGAGAUACUCGGAACUUCAGAAUUUUCCCUAGUAGAAUUCCCAGCAGACUUUCCAGGGCAGCAGUGGACUUCUGGCAUAGACAUCAUUACAACAGACCGUCUCAGAGUUCUUGCGGGGACAUUUUGGGUUGAUUACACACCUCUGUUUGACCUCGCUGUUGGUACAAUUCUGUUGUUUGUGCGUGGUCACUCAGUGGAUGGGCGCUUUUUCGAGUUUGAGCUUGCACCCAUUGAGAUAAGUCCACCGACAGUGUCUCAGCUACAGAGUUAUCUUGACAACUUCUACAUCCAUCCAAAUGGCCUGUUCUUUAGACAACUAUCUUUGGAAGACUCAGAGACCGCUUUUAAAAAUGCUAUACUUGCGUCGGCCGCAGCGGGACAUUUGGCUUAUACAGGACACGAUGUGUUGGAGCUUGUGGACAUGAUAACUACAGGGUUAUCAAUGGUGGUGGAAUUGGAGGAUGUUGAGAGCAUCAAUGGCAUGUCGCUCUCCCUGCUCCUUUCCACAGUUGUACCCGACAUGGUAUCUGGACAAUCCCAGGUACUGGCUGCUGCCUCCUUAAGAGCAGCUUUUGAGAGAACAAAGGAACUUGCAGGAAACACCACUGCAGGGGUGACACCAUUAAAUGUCGUUAACACACUGGCAGGCUUCAUGUUCUCUGCAACUGUGAACGUAAUGACAGCUUCAUCCCACUGGGCUGAAAUGGAUCAUCAUGCUGGGAAGUUCUUUUCACCCAAUCUUGUCUAUAGUCAAGAAGCCACCACGGUAUCUUUCCAAGCCUUGGACAUCAUGGAUGACAUUUAUCUAAACAAGCUGAUGCCAGAGUUCUCAGAUCCAGAAAUUUUUGCAGACAUUUCCAUGUCCAAGGUUCAUGUUAGAAUCAAACGGGAGAAUCGGACGAGGUUCUCAGAAAGAGUGUAUCAUGUAAGAGGAGACAGUGACUGCCUGGUCAGGGUUCCUUCAUUCCCAGACCUUCUGGGUGAUUCUUGUAUCGACAACGAUGUUGUUGGAAUUCAGUUUCUGGAGUCGAACUUCAACCCUUAUGAAUACUCCAACAACUCCAAAGAGGUCCAAGCAGAUGUCACGGGUCUUGGGGUGAAAUGUGGAAACCGCACAGUACCAAUCUCCGGUCUAACAGAUCCCAUCGACAUCUUGACCAGGAGGCAGAACGACAGUCUUGCCGAAUCAAUCUAUGUCUUUGAAGGGUCAGAACCACUCGACAACAUGGCGGUUUUUCGGUUCUUUGUGAGGAGCAACCACUCAGCAUUAAGCCUAAUUCUGGACUUCAACAGCACAGUCCUCCCGCAGAACGUUUCCAUGUUUCUCCGCAAGGAGGCGCCACCAACACCAUCAGACUACAACUGGACUACAGCACUACCCGUUUCUGAGGAAGGGAUAGUGUCUAUUCCUUGGAUAAAUGGAACAAAUCUUACGUCCAACCCUUACCACUGGCUGCUUUCGCCGGAGGACAUUGGCAUCACUGAUGCUGAUGUGGAGAACAUGACAAACUAUUUCGUUGGAGUACGGAUUGGUUCUGAGCAGGAGCUGGGGAGGGGAGACAUUGUGAACUUCACUCUGUAUGUCUUUGAAACAUCCUGUGUCUAUUUCAACGAAGAUCUCCACUUGUGGCAAAGUGACGGCUGUGAGGUUGGACUGAUGUCUAACACCAGCCACAUCCACUGCCGUUGUGAUCAUCUGACCAAGUUUAGCGGCUUUGUGAAACCGAACCCCCUAAACAUCGCUGAGGCGCUGUCUGCCAACAUUCUAGAGAACCCUGCAGGACUUGUUCUCGUUCUUACAUUGUUUGGAAUGUACCUUAUGGGCAUUGUUUGGGCCAGGAAGUCCGACAGGAGGGAUCUAGUGAAGGCUGGUAUUGGGAUUCUGCCUGGCCACAGACUCAACCCUAGGAAGGACUGCCAAUACGUCAUCACUGUUUAUACUGGGUUCAAGGCCAAUGCUGGGACAACUGCCCAGGUAACUGUCGUUCUGUACAGCCAAGACCAUGGGAGUCCGCCCUUUACACUCAGCGAUGAAAAAAGGAUUCUUUUUGAGAGGGGCAGCGUGGAUUCAUUUCUUGUGUCGACGUCAGAGCCGCUGGGGGCCUUACGUUUCCUGAGGGUUUGGCACAACAAUGGCGGCUACAGCCCGGAAUGGUGA
Messenger RNA from Branchiostoma floridae (Florida lancelet), 3980 nucleotides. RefSeq lists its product as uncharacterized. The record is from RefSeq and is a predicted model, not a curated record. Gene Ontology annotation, molecular function: protein binding; calcium channel activity. The transcript is spliced from 24 exons. Gene Ontology annotation, cellular component: membrane. Gene Ontology annotation, biological process: detection of mechanical stimulus. Bases 39 to 3980 code for a protein of 1313 amino acids. NCBI's taxonomy places the organism in Eukaryota, Metazoa, Chordata, Leptocardii, Amphioxiformes, Branchiostomatidae.